CUUCAUCUGCACUCUCAGCGAGGCGCAUAUUGGCGCUCCAGUUGCGUACGCUCUCGGCGGCAUUCUCGCUGGGACCGCCGCCAAAGCCCUGUCUCUCAGCUAUGGCGACGGCGCCGGUGAAGUCGCAGCAGCCGCUCCACAACUUCUCCCUCGCUGGUUUCCUCAGCUGGGGCGGGGCCACCUCCUCCUCCUCCUCCGGCCACCCCCACCCCCACCCCCACCACCACCGUAACCGCCGCCUCCCUCCCGCCUCCGGCGACUCCCCUCCUCCUCCGCCGCCUCCCGACGACUCCGACCCCGAGUCGAGGCCGCCGCGCGUCGGAUCACGCCCCUCUCGCAGCCCUAGCCGCCACCUCGCGCCCUCCGAGCGGCUCCCGCCCCCGGAGGGGGAGCAUCGGAAUCGCGCGGCCGGGGGCGGCGCGAGCGAGGACGGUAAGGCGGAGGAGGCCGAGGCGGCGCGGAGGCCGUGGAAUCUGAGGCCGAGGAGGGCGGUGAAUCCUCCUCCUCUUUCGUUAAGGGACGGCGAGUCGUUUCGCGACGCCGCGUACGGUGCGUUCGGCGGGGACAAGGAGGAUUACGCGCAGCAGCAGCCGAAAUCCGUGCGGUUGCGAGGCUUCGCGGAGGAGGGAGAGAGGAAGGAGAAGAGGAGGUUCUGGUUAUCGCUGUCGAAGGAGGAGAUCGAGGAGGACAUAUUCGUCAUGACGGGGUCGAGGCCUGCCCGGAGGCCUAGGAAGAGGCCCAAGAACGAGCAGAAGCAGCUUGAUAUUGUUUUUCCGGGUUUAUGGUUGGUGGGGCUCACAGCAGAUGCUUACCGUGUGGCCGAAGCUCCGGCCAAGAGAUAGUUGGCGCUGAGGGAGGAUAUGUUGCCCAUUUCCUGAGCUGGAGGUCUCUCUUUCUCCCUCUCUCAACCAAAUUGUCAUGUUCUGGAGAUCUUUGGUGUCUUUGCCCUGAGAACUUUUUGAUACAUGAAGGCGUAUAUUGCAGAGAUAGAAGGUGUUCCAGAGCCAGAAGUCGUGACGCUUGAAAGCCUGUGGAGGCUCUUGAGCAUCGGGCGCUUUCACACAUCAACUAGAGGUGAAACAUGGUUAGUUGUUACAGGAAUGGGAAAAGUAUCAAAUUAGGGGAAGGGACGAAGUUAUUGUUCAAUUUUUUUGUUUGUCUAUCUAAAUUUAUUUUUCCUACUAGGUGUUUUCUGGGUAAAGAAGUUUGGUUUAGUAAUUGUUCAGCGAUUGCAAGUAGCACAUGUAAAUGUGAAAAUAGGGGCUGAGGAAGAAUCGGCAGAGCUUAUUUUGGGUAAUUUAUAGUAUGCUUUGUCCAUUAUGAUCUCCCUUUGUUUGUGUUUGGAGAUACUAUAUUGGUUGAAUAGAUAAAAAUCCU
Molecule: messenger RNA, 1377 nt
Organism: Rhodamnia argentea
Lineage: Eukaryota; Viridiplantae; Streptophyta; Magnoliopsida; Myrtales; Myrtaceae
Product: homeobox protein Hox-A3-like
Exons: 3
Coding region: 102-842 (246 amino acids)
Source: RefSeq, a predicted model, not a curated record